AUGCAGCCGGCCAACUCGGUGGCCGUCUGGGAAAGCCGCAUCAAGCGCACGUUGGCCGACUCGCGACUGCUCGAGAAUGAGGCGCGCCAACUGCUCACUGCCAGCGGCCACGAGAGAAGCUACCUCCUCGACGGAGCCGUCCGCGACAGGUCGCCGCAGGAGGACGUGUUACGGGAGGCGGAGGUGCUGGACGAAUCGCUGAGCAUGGUGGAGCAAGCCAUUCUGUCGGGACGCGAAAGUGCCCGACGGCUGCACGGCCAAAACCGGACGCUCAAAAGUGCCCAUCGGCGUGUUCGGAGUGCACUACAGUCCGCCGGCGUCUCGCUGGGCGUCAUCAACGCCGUCGAGCGCCGCAUCGGCCUCGACCGCGCCCUCGUGGCCGUGGGCAUGUUCGUCACUCUGCUCGCCAUCUACCUCUUCUUCUGCUGGUGGAAGACACUCAGCCCUUUAUGGUUUGUGCAGCUCAUCCACAACAAAUCCUAG
This is a messenger RNA of Gregarina niphandrodes, 483 nucleotides long. RefSeq names its product putative SNARE. The transcript is spliced from 2 exons. The record is from RefSeq and is a predicted model, not a curated record. Bases 1 to 483 code for a protein of 160 amino acids. NCBI's taxonomy places the organism in Eukaryota, Apicomplexa, Conoidasida, Eugregarinorida, Gregarinidae.